This is a messenger RNA of Entelurus aequoreus (snake pipefish), 6602 nucleotides long. It is a transcript of the gene ppm1lb, whose product is annotated as protein phosphatase, Mg2+/Mn2+ dependent, 1Lb. Gene Ontology annotation, molecular function: cation binding; protein serine/threonine phosphatase activity. The coding region runs from base 335 to 1456 and encodes 373 amino acids. The record is from RefSeq and is a predicted model, not a curated record. Gene Ontology annotation, cellular component: nucleus; cytosol. The transcript is spliced from 4 exons. Gene Ontology annotation, biological process: negative regulation of canonical NF-kappaB signal transduction; positive regulation of canonical Wnt signaling pathway; protein dephosphorylation. Lineage: Eukaryota; Metazoa; Chordata; Actinopteri; Syngnathiformes; Syngnathidae.
GUGGCAGCUGGGAAUGCGAGGACUCUCCCGGGCUGCUAUUCCGGGGACCAGGGGGGGACAGUCGCGGGGCUGGAGGAAGAAGAGCCCGGCUGACACACGCAUCGAGGUCCGGCGUGGUGGACUUAAUAAGUUCCUGAAUCCCACCGCGUGAUUAGCGGGUGUCUGCGGUGCCUCUCCCGCGGGGCUGCGGGCUGAAGUGUUCGGCGUCCAACUUGAACGUCUCAUUCAUUUCUUUGGUUCGACGGUCUCGCCAGGACGGAGCCGUCCUGCGCGCUCCAGCCAUGGACUGAAAUCCUCGGCCGACGUACGACUCCCCACGCACGGACAAUAAUCAAUGAUCGAGGAGACCAUGACCCUGCUGUCCCUCCUAGGUCGAAUCAUGCGCUAUUUCCUCCUCAGACCGGAGACCCUCUUCCUGCUCUGCAUCAGCCUCGCCCUGUGGAGCUACUUCUUCCACACGGACGAGGUGAAGACCAUCGUCAAGUCCAGCCGGGACGCGGUCAAGAUGGUGAAGGGGAAAGUGGCCGAGAUGAUGCAGAACGAGCGCUUCGGCGGCCUGGACGUCCUGGACGCGCAGUUCGCCAAGACGUGGGAGUCGAAGAGCACCGACGUCGCCGUCUACUCCAUCCAGGGCCGGAGAGACCACAUGGAGGACCGCUUCGAGGUGCUCGCCGACCUCGUCAACAGGAGCCACCCGUCCAUUUUUGGCAUUUUUGACGGCCACGGCGGGGAGGCGGCUGCUGACUACGCCAAGGCUCACCUGCCUGAAGCGCUGCGCCAGCAGCUGCUGACCUACGAGCGGGAGAGAGAGCGGGAUAGAGAGAAGGAGAAGGAGAAGGAGAAGGAGAAGGAGGAGAGAGAAAAGAUGUCCUACCCGUCCAUCCUGGAGCAGCAGAUUCUGGCGUUGGACCGGCAAAUGUUGGAAAAGCUGUCCUCCACAUACAAUGAAGCGGGCACCACGUGUCUGGUGGCCCUCUUGUCCGAUAAGGAGCUGACGGUGGCCAACGUGGGCGACUCCCGAGGGGUGCUGUGCGAUAAGGACGGCAACGCCAUUCCUCUAUCACACGACCACAAGCCGUACCAGCUCAAGGAACGCAAGAGGAUCAAGAAAGCUGGCGGCUUCAUCAGCUUCAACGGCUCGUGGCGCGUCCAGGGCAUCCUGGCCAUGUCGCGCUCGCUGGGCGACUACACCCUGAAGAACCUCAACGUGGUGGUCUCCGAUCCCGACGUCCUGUCCUUUGACCUGGACAAGGUGCAGCCCCGCUUCAUGAUCCUGGCGUCGGACGGCCUUUGGGACACCUUCAGCAACGAGGAAGCCGUGCGCUUCGUCCGAGAGCGCCUGGACGAGCCUCACUUCGGCGCCAAGAGCAUCGUCCUCCAGUCUUACUACCGCGGUUGCCCCGACAACAUCACGGUCAUGGUGGUCAAGUUCAAAGGGAAGGCUGGUGAGCAGUAGAUAACUGAUCGACCCUGACACUUUUUGUGGGAUUUCUAUUACAGACGAGUGCUCCGCCCCUUUUUAUUUAUUUGCUUUUAAAGUGCGCAGUAAGGAUGUCCGUCAAGCGUGGAAGUGAUUGUGUCGCGUUGAGGCAAAAAGAAGUGCACUACUUGCCUGCACUAGAUGCAAAUCCAUGCUAUAGCACGGCUCCUCGGAAUAUUCCGAGAGCCACAUUCUGCCGUCCCGUUGAAAAUAACACAACGACACUUGCUUAUUGCAUCAAUACGAGCAUCUUAAAAGUCUUUUUUUUUUAAUUGACCAAUUCUCUUCAUGUCCCUAGAAACAUUUUCUAAUGGAUUUAAGUCUAGUCGUAGACUUUGAACCUCUUCUAAAGUACCGAGGCCCUUGUUUUGUUGACGUCAAUGUACUACGGGAGGUGAGUAACUUGAUGUCAUGCUGCAAGGUAUUCUACAAGACACAAAAGCAGUGUAAAUGGUAAAUAAAAAGAGAAUACAACAAAUCCUUUUCAACUUAUACUCAAUUGAAUAGACUGCAAAGACAAGAUAUUCAACGUUCAAACUGGUAAACUUUGUUAUUUUUUGCAAAUAAACUUAGAAUUUAAUGGCAGCAACACAUUGCAAAAAAGGGCAUUUUUACCACUGUGUUACAUGGCCUUUCCUUUUAACAACACUCAGUAAACGUCAGGUUCAAACACUGAUGACAUCUAUUAAACAAGACAAGAAGCAAGGAAUUAAACAGAGACAGAUUUCAAAUAGGCGUAGAAACCGCGUAGAGCUGUACCCUUGUCCAGUGUUCCACCACGCUCUGAUGAAAGCUUGUUUCGCCUCCUCUUUUAUUUGGACUUUCCCUGAUUACAUGGCAACAGCUUGUUUCUAAAGGGACGGGGGGUCGUAAACAGCCGUCGCCUUUGGUUACAAAACAGUUCGAAGAAAAGGUGCCUGGAGGGGAGUCAGAUCCUGCUUCCUCAAGACAAAAUCUCCCUGUGGAUUACAAUACAUCAAAGAAACCGACACCUUCGUGUCGCUUCCCAUGCUGCACAGUGGCGUUUUACCAGCCUUUUGAUUGGUAAGAUCAAAGACAGCUUUUUGUCCUCUCGCCGGGAACUCAUGGCAACACAGAGUUUUGUGAUAACUUAGAUACAAUUAUUCUGACAGUAAAGGUUUGGGAACUGAGGAGACAUUUUUGAAGGGGAAUUAUUUCCCAUUCUAGCUUGAUGUACAGCUUAAGUUGUGCUAUUUUAGGCUUCAGAAUGCGCCACACAUUUUCAAUGGGAGACAGGUCUGGACUACAGGCAGGCCAGUCUAGUACCCGCACUCUUUUACUAUGAAGCCACGUUGAUGUAACACGGGGCUUGGCAUUGUCUUGCUGAAAUAAGCAGGGGCGUCCAUGGUAACGUUGCUUGGAUGGCAACAAAACCUGUAUGUACCUUUCAGCAUUAAUGGUGCCUUCACAGAUGUGUAAGUUACCCAUGUCUUGGGCACUAAUACACCCCCAUACCAUCACACAUGCUGCCUUUUACACUUUGCGCCUAGAACAAUCCGGAUGGUUCUUUUCCUCUUUGGUCCGGAGGGCAAGACGUCCACAGUUUCCAAAAACUAAUGUGAACUCGUCAGACCACAGAACACUUUUCCACUUUGCAUCAGUCCAUCUUAGAUGAGCUCGGGGCCCAGCGAAGCCGGCGGCGUUUCUGGGUGUUGUUGAUAAAUGGCUUUGGCUUUGCAUAGUAGAGUUUUAACUUGCACUUACAGAUGUAGCGACCAACUGUAGUUACUGACAGUGGGUUUCUGAAGUGUUCCUGAGCAUAUGUGGUGAUAUCCUUUACACACUGAUGUGGCUUUUUGAUGCAGUACCGCCUGAGGGAUCGAAGGUGCGUAAUAUCAUGGCUUACGUGCAGUGAUUUCUCCACAUUCUCUGAACCUUUUGAUGAUAUUACGGAGCGUGUAAAUUCCUUGCAAUAGCUUGGUUGAGAAAUGUUGUUCUUAAACAAUUUGCUCAGGCAUUUGUUGACAAAGUGGUGACCCUCGCCCCGUCCUUGUUGGUGAAUGACCGAGCAUUUCAUGGAAGCUGCUUUUAUACCCAAUCAUGGCACCCAUUCCUCAACUUUCUCAGUCCUUUUUGCCACUUGUGCCAGCUUUUUUGAAACAUGUCGCAGGCAUCAAAUUCUAAAUGAGCUAAUAUUUGCAAAAAAUAACAAAAGUUUACCAGUUUGAACGUUAAAUAUCUUGUCUUUGCAGUCUAUUCAAUUGAAUAUAAGUUGAAAAGGAUUUGUUGUACUCUUCUUUUUAUUUACCAUUUACACAACGUGACAACUUCACCGCUUCUGGGGUGUGGUAGAUUGGUCAAUCCCUCAUUUUCACCGCGUCUACUUGAAAGUUGACCCGGCGUCCACGUUUACGUCACCCUACAGGACCGCACCCGACAUGUAAUGUAUCUUCUCGAGUGACGGCACAAUAGAAAUGAAUCUUGGAAGUACUUUAGAGUAGUCAUUGCACAGCUUGUGUUGCUGAAAAUAAGUCAACACAUUGUUGUCUUCAUCGCUGAGUUCACAUGUGUAACAGGUAGCAUAAGUCUACACUGCAAGUUAAGGUGUACAUUGACUACUCUAAAGUAAAUCCAAGUGUUAUUUCUAUAGUAGUGUUGCUUGGUGAGAUAGUGUGAGUCAAUUAGGUUCUGGCUGAGGAAAAUAAAUAUUGUGGUGUUACUGCUAGUCGCCAUGCAGAGUCAUGUUCAUGAAGGAGGUGUUGAUAAUAGUAUGGGACUGCAACAUCACUUCAUUCUUUUGGACGUUUUAGUUCAGAAUAUUUCGUGGAUGCCUGAUAUUAUUUUUAUUUUUUUUGUGUUCGAUGGCUUUUAAAACUCUAGAUGGACCAGACUUUGGGACUGGUGCACCCAGAAUAGUCCACAUCACCCCCAUUUGAUCCAGUCUUCAUCGGCUUCCAGUCUAAUUCAGUUCAAGAUUUUAGUCCUGACUUCCCGUGCGUUGCAUGGUGGGGCCCCUCAGUACAUGACUUGUUAGGCCCCUACUCUUCAGUUGCAUGGUGGGGCCCCUCAGUACAUGACUUGUUAGGCCCCUACUCUUCAGUUGCAUGGUGGGGCCCCUCAAUACAUGACUUGUUAUGCCCCUACUCUUCAGUGCAUGGUGGGGCCCCUAAGUACAUCACUGACUUGUUAUGCCCCUACUCUUCAGUUGCAUGGUGGGGCCCCUCAGUACAUCACUGACUUGUUAUGCCCCUACUCUUCAGUUGCAUGGUGGGGCCCCUCAGUACAUGACUUGUUAGGCCCCUACUCUUCAGUUGCAUGGUGGGGCCCCUCAGUACAUCACUGACUUGUUAUGCCCCUACUCUUCAGUUGCAUGGUGGGGCCCCUCAGUACAUGACUUGUUAUGCCCCUACUCUUCAGUUGCAUGGUGGGGCCCCUCAGUACAUCACUGACUUGUUAUGCCCCUACUCUUCAGUUGCAUGGUGGGGCCCCUCAGUACAUGACUUGUUAGGCCCUACUCUUCAGUUGCAUGGUGGGGCCCCUCAGUACAACUGGCACCAGACCCUCCCUGAUCUUGACUGUGUUGACCCUUUGAAGAAACAUUAGAAAACUUCUCUUUUUAGUAAAGCUUUUAGUUAAUGCACCUUUUAACUAUCUGUUAGGUUCAAACACUGAUGACAUCUAUUAAACAAGACAGGAAGCAAAGAAUUAAACAGAGACAGAAUUAAAUUUGGCUCAAUUUGAGGAGGAACGUCAGGGCUGUACUCUUGUACCGUCUCCACCACACUCUGGCGAAAGAUUGUACGCCUUCUCUUUUAUUUGGACUUUCCCUGAUUACGUGGCAACAGCUGUUUCUAAGGGACGUGGGUCGUAAACAGCCACCGCCUUUGAUUACAACAGUUCAAAAGAAAAGAUCGUAAAACAGUUCACAGAAAAGGUCGUAAAAAACAGUUCAAACAAGCGGUGCCUGGAGCGGGAGUCGGGCUUUGUAGUUCUUGGGUCAAGGCAAUAUCUCUCUGUUGAUUACGAUACAUGAAAGAAACAGAACACCUUCAUGUUGCUUCUCAUCCUACACGGUAGAGUUUAACCAGCCUUUUGAUUGGUGGGAUUAAAGACAGCUUUUGUCCGCUCGCCGGGAACUCAAUGUAACACAAAGUUGUGCGAUAACUUCGAUACAAUUAUUCUAACACUAUCAUUUUUAAUCACCUUUUUAUGAUGUUGCCCCUGUUGGUUUCAUUGUGUUGUCGUUUUACUUCACCUAUGUUUUUUUUUUUAUAGCGCUUUGUCAUUUUAUCUGUGAAAAGCGCUUUUAUAAAUAACAUUGAAUUACUUACUUACCCUGUUGACUAGAAUAUUUGUCUCAAUUCCGGUCAAAUUGAUGGAGUUUAUUCUGCCCGUUAUGAAGCAAUACAUGUGAGACUCCAAGUCAUUACAUGAAUACAACAUGAAACACUUCACAGAAGCCAGGCGUGCAAAGUUGAACAAAAGUUUUUAAUGUGCAUAGAUUUUUCUCCCAAGUCUUUCUCCCGCAGAACAGGACUUUUCAGUCACGUCCGUAUCCUCUCUCCCCCUCCUGCUCCCCGCCGCUUACUGUUAAAGACAACAGAUGAUUAGAUGAACACGUACCACCUGUGAAAAUCGAAUCACCUGCCAGCCGUGUCUCGCCGUCAGCACUGCCACGCCCCCCCGUCUGAUGGUGCUCUGUCCUCAGCACCAUGGACAGAGGCGGUGACCUUUGCUCCUGCAGGCAGCGCUGGCCACGUCUCCCUCCACAAUCACAUUGUUCAAUAAGUCCUUUCACAUCAUGUUGAACUUAUGUACUCCACAUAAAAAAUGACUAUUGUGGCCUCGUGUUCUUUUGCUUUCCUGUAAUGGCAAUUUUUUUUUUUUUAAUUGAGGAUCCCUGUAAAAUAGAUGUUCUAAAAAUGAAUGUACAUACUGUACUCAUGUUGGCGUCUGCCUUGCCGCAACUAAGAAAGCGAGGCUGAUUGUAUAGCAUCAGCAAUAUUUACAGUACCUGCCGUUGGUUUCUUUUCUCGUUUUGCAGAAUGUCAUUUAGUAUUUGUUUGUUUGACUUAAAGUCAGUGUGGGUUUAAAAGAAAAAAAAAAAAGAUAUUUUCAAGUGUACUAAAAAAAAAAUUAACAUUAAAAUGAUUCAAUAAUC